Molecule: messenger RNA, 444 nt
Organism: Verticillium dahliae VdLs.17
Lineage: Eukaryota; Fungi; Ascomycota; Sordariomycetes; Glomerellales; Plectosphaerellaceae
Exons: 2
Coding region: 1-444 (147 amino acids)
Biological process (GO): regulation of DNA-templated transcription
Molecular function (GO): DNA-binding transcription factor activity, RNA polymerase II-specific; zinc ion binding
Source: RefSeq, a predicted model, not a curated record
AUGUCCCGCCGCAUCCUGCCGAACUUGGCCGAAGGUCCCCCGCCGAACAGCCGUGAAUCUGUAUUCAGUUUAGACUCGGUGCCGACGGAAGGCGGCAGGCGCCAGCGGGCGUCAGCAGCUUGUCACGAGUGCCGCAAACAGAAGUCUAAGUGCUCUGCCCACAGGCCCCAAUGCCUUCGGUGCCAGCGGCUCAGCAAGGAAUGCGUCUACAACACGACUCCGACUGAGACCCAGCAACAAUCGUUCCAACGAAAGUACGGCGAACUCGAGGCCCGGAAUACUGACCUUGAAUACCUUUUCAGCUUUUUUCGCGACGGACCAGAAACAGACGUUUAUGUCGUCUUGCGUCGUAUUCGUGACGGCGCGGAUCUCAAAUCGCUUGGGAGACACAUCCGCGAUGGAAGCUUGCUACUUCAGCUGGCACAUCACGGCGAAGUGAUCUAA